GUCACGGUUCUGAAUGCAACCGGGAUGUUUGUGAUGCCGGGCGGCAUCGACCCCCACACGCACCUGGACAUGCCCUUCAUGGGCUCGGUCACCGCUGAUGAUUUCUUCAGCGGUCAGGCUGCAGCACUGGCGGGUGGUACGACAAUGCACAUCGACUUUGCACUGCCCGUAAAUCACGACAUUAUGGCAGGGUACGAGCUAUGGAAGGAAAAGGCCUCCCGCAGCUGCAUGGACUACGGCUUCCACAUGGCCAUCACCCGUUGGGACGAGCAGGUUUCCCGGGACAUGGAGGCUCUAGUUCACGAGGGCAUCAAUUCCUUCAAGUUUUUCAUGGCUUACAAAAAUGUGCUUCAGGUGACAGAUUCGGAGCUGGUGGCAGGUCUUCAGCGAUGUAGGGAGCUGGGCGCCUUGCCCAUGGUCCACGCAGAGAAUGGCGACAUGAUUGCGUGGUUGCAGUCCCGCUUGCUGUCCGAGGGUAUCCGGGGCCCGGAGGGGCAUGCGAUGUCUCGACCCGCCGCUCUGGAGGGGGAGGCAACCGGGAGAGCUGUACGGCUGGCAGGCGUGGUGGGCGUGCCGCUGUAUGUCGUACACGUCAUGAGCAUCGAUGCCAUGGAGGAGAUCGCCCGAGCCCGACGAGCCGGACAGCGUGUUGUCGGGGAGCCGGUGUCCUCGGGUUUGGCUCUUGACGAGAGCCCCAUGUGGGACACCAACUUCACUCGGGCGGCGGCCUUCGUGAUGAGUCCGCCCAUUCGGAGCGCCGAGCACGGGCCCGCGCUGAAAAAGGCUCUGGCCAGUGGUGUACUGCAGUUGGUUGCCACGGACCACGCGGUUUUCAACAGCACCCAAAAGGCCGCCGGCCGCAACGACUUUACCAGAAUUCCCAAUGGUGUCAACGGCAUCGAGGAGCGCAUGCACGUGACGUGGCAAGAGAUGGUUGUUUCAGGCUUGUCCACCCCCUCGGACUUCGUACGCAUGACGAGCACCGCCGCCGCCCAGAUCUAUAACCUGUACCCACGUAAGGGCCGCGUGGCGGCGGGCAGCGAUGCUGACGUCAUCCUCCUGGACCCACGGAUCACUCACACACUGGGCGUCGGUUCCCACCACAGCCGCAUGGAUACCAAUGUGUACGAGGGCAAACAAAUUCAGGGCAAAGUGGUCACCACCAUCAGCCGCGGGCGCCUGGUGUGGCACAACGGACAGCUCCUUGGCGUGAGGCCUGGCACAGGCCGCUUCGUGCCCAUGCCGCCUUUUGGGCCGUUGUUCGAGGUGCGUGAGGCACAGCACCUGUACAGACGUGUGUAG
Molecule: messenger RNA, 1302 nt
Organism: Volvox carteri f. nagariensis
Lineage: Eukaryota; Viridiplantae; Chlorophyta; Chlorophyceae; Chlamydomonadales; Volvocaceae
Exons: 12
Biological process (GO): pyrimidine nucleobase catabolic process
Cellular component (GO): cytosol; cytoplasm
Molecular function (GO): dihydropyrimidinase activity
Source: RefSeq, a predicted model, not a curated record